Sporothrix schenckii 1099-18 is the source of this 1965-nucleotide messenger RNA. RefSeq lists its product as uncharacterized. The coding region runs from base 1 to 1965 and encodes 654 amino acids. Gene Ontology annotation, molecular function: zinc ion binding; DNA-binding transcription factor activity, RNA polymerase II-specific. The transcript is spliced from 2 exons. Gene Ontology annotation, biological process: regulation of DNA-templated transcription. Lineage: Eukaryota; Fungi; Ascomycota; Sordariomycetes; Ophiostomatales; Ophiostomataceae. The record is from RefSeq and is a predicted model, not a curated record.
AUGCCAGACCCCCAGAACGGCCCCUCGCCUGACGCGGCGGAGCAGAAGAAGCGUCGUGCCUGUGAUGAGUGCAGAACCCGCAAGCUUGCAUGCACCAAAGAGGCCGAUGGCUGCCGCCGCUGCAGGCGGGAGGGCAUUGCCUGUAUCUACUCGGCCCAGAAGCCCAUGGGCCGGCCACGAAAGCGGCCACGAACCGAUGAAGAAGAGAAGACAGCUGCUGAUGCUGCUGUCCCAGCUGAUAGUGGCACUGUCAACGUGGCCCACAACGCGCCUGACGGCGAUGUGGGCUUGUCGAUCCUGGCCGAUCAAGUGUCGUCGCCGGGCUUCACGUUCUUUGAUUUUCUCGGCAUAGGCGACAACAACGCCCUUGAUCCCAAUCUCAUACAGCAGCAGCACACCACACACGAGGGUCCAGUCCCUACCAGCGUCCAUACACAACCUGUCACGUCAUUUCCCGCUGCAACUUCAGCCGUCUCCGGGCCUUCACCGCCAUCGACAGCACGGCACUCCCCAAUGCCCACUACCACACGCCGCUACGAAGGGAUUUUCCCGCGAAGCCUGUUCGGCAUCAACUUUUCCGAUAUAGACUUUAAUACGGGCCCGACUGAUGCCAUGGCCAGCGGCGUGCCGACGCCCCCGACCCGAACAGACAGCAACGGCAACAGCAACAGCAACGGGGAAUCACCGAGCGGCGGGUCAGAUGUGCCAACACUCGCUUCGAACGGCAGCCAGUCAUCACAAGCGACCGAGACACCUGCAUCAAAUCAGCCACCACGACCUAUGGUGACUCCGGGGCUGACGCCUGGGUUGGCCGGGACCAGCCCACACGGUUGGGUGGUGCGUCAGGCCUCCUUGGGGAUUCUGCCGCCGUCGCCAAAAGCCAUUCCUCAGCAGCUGCCACCGCUGCCCACUACUGCCGAGGCUGCGCCAUCUGCAUAUGAUAGCGAAAACAAUGGCCAAAAGAACAAUGGCGAGCUGCCGCCGUUCGAGCCGAAGGCAUACCCGUUACCAGAAGGCACACCCACACUUGUCGGCGGCAUACCGACAGUCCCGCCGGUCGAUGCCUACAGCAAGUCGUCGGCCGCGUGGCUGCUCACCGCACCCAACCGUGUCUGUGGCUGCCUCGCCCGGCUGUACCUCGCACUCGAUUCUCUGCAGCACCUGCCCACCGAAGUCGGACCGGCCAUGACGGUUGCACGCAACGCCGCACAUACGGCGCACGACACGGUCCUGUGCCCAAGCUGCUCGCCACCGCAUCUCGACCUGUACGUCAAGCCGCCCGUACAGGCGUUCCAGAACCUUAUGAUUUUAAGUGCGCUGUUGCCCACCAUUGCGCACGCAUACCGGCGCAUCGUGGCCAUGGUCGACGAAGAGGCGCAGCGUGCGGCUGCAGCAAAGGAACGGCUACCGCUGUCGCUGACGGAAUACGGCGGUGUGUGGGGCCACAUGGCCCGGUGGGACAAUGUGUGCGCGCAGACGUCGUCGAUGGACAACUGCGUGGUGGAUCCACCCCUGUGGCGGCUGGUGGUGCGGGCGCUGCUCAAGAUGGACGUGUAUGGUGUCCAUCUCGACCGCGACGAUAUGGACGAGAAGGAAGCGGCAGACAGCGCGGCGGUUGCGCAGCAAGCCAUGAUGGCCACGGGCGUUGGCGGUCCCUCGCCGGCUUCGGACACGGACACGGCUAAUACGUCUCCACGCCCGGAACGCAAGACCACCGGCGGGGCCAAGGCAAGCUUCUUCAUGGUGCCGGUCCACUUUGGCCUCAAGGACAUUGCUGAGAUGAUGGAAGAGCGAUCCAAGAUGCGGCACAAGUUCUUGGACGACGCAUACGACGCAGGCCUGAUCAAGACGCACGACGAGGGCGGGGAAUGUGGCUACCAUCGGCUGCCGCCGGGCGAGAAGCCCAACUGCCAAAAGGUGAUUGAGAUGGCAAGGCAGGAGAUUGAUAAGCUCGUGAUUGUGUAG